Molecule: messenger RNA, 1209 nt
Organism: Synchytrium microbalum
Lineage: Eukaryota; Fungi; Chytridiomycota; Chytridiomycetes; Synchytriales; Synchytriaceae
Exons: 1
Coding region: 1-1209 (402 amino acids)
Biological process (GO): regulation of translational fidelity
Cellular component (GO): cytoplasm
Molecular function (GO): nucleotidyltransferase activity; tRNA binding; double-stranded RNA binding
Source: RefSeq, a predicted model, not a curated record
AUGGCUACAGACUCUCUUCUAGUUCCACAGUGCAAGACUGUGACAAAAACCGUAGAUCCUGCCUCAUUCACCAACAACAGCAACAUAUACUCGCAACUACCAGAUCAUACCAAUGACUCGACUGCACCCACCUCUACCCCAUCUACCAAAGCAGCCGACAUACAGGUCAUAAACGAGGCAUCAACACUCCUAAAACAAGGACAUUUGGUCGCAUUCCCAACAGAAACCGUCUAUGGACUAGGAGCAAACGCACUAGACCCAUCCGCCGUAUCCAAAAUAUACGCAGCAAAAGGACGUCCUUCCGAUAACCCACUGAUUGUACACAUAUCAUCACUCAAAAUGCUGUCCCAGAUAAUGCCAGAGAACACGGAACUACCGAACGUAUAUAAAGCUGCUAUUGCCAAAUACUGGCCUGGGCCUUUAACCAUAUUGCUGCCACGAGGUCCCAACAUACCUGACUCUGUGGUCGCUGGACAGCCGAGUGUUGGUGUUAGGUUUCCAUCUCAUCCGGUAGCUAGAGCUUUAAUUGACGCUUGUGGAUUCCCGAUUGCUGCUCCGUCUGCAAACACGUCUGGGAGGCCGUCGCCGACACUUGCGGAACAUGUAGCGAGUGAUUUGGAUGGGAGGAUACAGCUUGUUGUGGAUGGUGGUGCGUGUACCUCUGGAGUCGAGUCUACCGUAUUGGAUGGCUUGUCGUCGCCACCUGCGAUACUACGGCCUGGUGGUGCUACGUAUGAAGGACUAUGUAAUUUGCCUGGAUUAGAAGGGCUACGAGUGCAUGGUAGAGAUUUUAGAGAUGUGAAAUUAGAGGCUACGCCGACUACUCCGGGAAUGAAGUAUCGACAUUAUACUCCUGAAUGCCAGGUUGUACUCUUUGAGUCUAGUAGUGGCUCGAGUAGUAAAGUCGAAGCACUCAUACAGCACGAAAUCACCGAAUUCGUUGAGUCUGGACAAUCACGGAUUGGUAUAUUACGAACUAGAGACACGCCAAUAGUAGUAUCAGACUCGGUAUCCGGGCUAGCUACUAUAGAAGAUUAUUAUCUAGGUAGUAGUCCUGAACAGGUUGCUCACGAACUGUUUAGAGGGUUGCGUGAACUUGAGGCACGCAAAGUACAGGUAAUACUAGUUGAGGGCAUAUCGGACGCUGAUGAGGGGCUCGCAGUGAUGAAUCGUGUAAGGAAGGCUGCUUCUCGAGUCAUAACGUGUUAA